UCCCAAGGCCUCAGACUCCGAUCCAGCUCUUCUCCCGCCUUGCAGAGCCCUUUUUGCUGCUUCACGCGCCUCGCCAUUGUUUGCCUCGCUUCUCGCGCUCGCUCGUCACCCGCUGCAGCAAGACAGACUCUCGUCUUAGAAGCAACGCCACCUCAGCCGGAAGCUCUUAGUUCAAAGGUAACCCAUCACACCACAAUAUUCUCGCACCGAAACUCGGCCCAACUGAGCAAAAAGCUUUUCCUACUCUGCUUCUUCUGCUCCUGGCGGCGGCGGCACGCAUCGUCGGCUCGCUUCACCUCUUGUCCUGGCUUUUGCGAGACUUACGCUUACAGAUCCCCAGCCUGAUUCCUCUUGUGCGGCCUCGCGCAGCCCUAAUACCUACGUCAUCUGGUCUGUCGGCCCCUGGCACAGGCUUUUCCGCCGGAGCUCUCCCCAAAGGUCAACAACAAGCUCGCCCGACUUUUUGCAGUCCAGAUCGACGCAAUGGCCGACGGACACCCGGUUCGCGAUAUCAAGAACCACCUUCUCUUUGAGAUUGCUACCGAAGUAGCUCAUCGAGUGGGUGGUAUCUACUCGGUCCUCAAGUCCAAGGCGCCUGUCACCACGGCUGAAUAUGGCGAUCGCUACACACUCAUCGGUCCACUCAACCACCAAUCGGCCGCAGUCGAGGUCGAAGAAAUGGAGCCCACCAAUAAGGAGCUGGCCGCCACCAUGCAGACCAUGAAGGAUCGCGGAAUUGGCAUGCUGUACGGCCGAUGGCUCAUUGAGGGAGCCCCUCGCGUUCUUCUCAUUGAUACCAAGACAGCCUACAACUACGUCAACGAGUGGAAGUCGGACCUUUGGUCAGUAGCCAGCAUCCCAUCUCCACCUGAUGAUGAGGAGACCAAUGAGGCCGUUGUCUUUGGUUACUUGGUGGCGUGGUUUUUGGGAGAGUUUGUAUGCCAUGAGAAGGAGAAGGCCGUCAUCGCUCACUUCCACGAGUGGCUGGCCGGUGUGGCUCUGCCCCUUACGAAGAAGAGACGAAUCGAUGUUACCACCAUCUUCACGACUCAUGCCACUCUUUUGGGGCGAUAUCUCUGUGCCGGCUCGGUUGACUUCUACAACAACCUCCAAUACUUUGACGUCGACGCCGAGGCGGGAAAGCGCGGCAUCUACCACCGGUAUUGCAUUGAGCGUGCUGCCGCUCACUCGUGCGACGUCUUCACAACCGUGUCCCACAUCACCGCUUUUGAGUCGGAGCAUCUCCUAAAGCGAAAGCCUGAUGGCGUGUUGCCCAACGGCCUCAAUGUCACCAAGUUCUCGGCUGUCCAUGAGUUCCAGAACCUGCACCAGCAGGCCAAGGAGAAGAUCCACGACUUCGUCAGAGGCCACUUCUACGGCCACUACGACUUUGAGCCUGAAAACACACUGUACUUCUUCACUGCUGGCCGUUACGAGUUCCGGAAUAAGGGUGUCGACAUGUUCAUCGAGUCCCUUGCCCGACUCAACCACCGUCUCAAGGCGGCCAACAGCAAGAUGACUGUUGUUGCCUUCAUCAUCAUGCCUGCUCAGACCACGUCGCUGACUGUCGAGGCCCUCAAGGGCCAGGCUGUCAUCAAGUCUCUGAAGGAUACCACCAACAUCAUUGAGCAGGCCAUUGGUCGUCGUAUCUUUGAGCGCUCACUCAAGUGGCACGAGGGCGACCCGAUGCCUGAUGAGAAGGAGCUCAUUUCCGGCCAGGACCGCGUUCUCCUGCGUCGGCGGCUGUUUGCCAUGAAACGCCACGGCCUCCCGCCGAUUGUGACCCACAACAUGCUCAACGACAGCGAAGACCCCGUCCUGAACCAGAUCCGCCGGGUGCAGCUGUUCAAUCACCCAUCGGACCGUGUCAAGGUGGUGUUCCACCCAGAGUUCUUGAACUCGGCCAACCCCGUGCUGCCCCUGGAUUAUGACGACUUCGUGCGUGGUUGCCACAUGGGCGUCUUCCCUUCGUACUACGAGCCAUGGGGCUACACCCCGGCCGAAUGCACGGUCAUGGGUGUCCCGAGCAUCACCACCAACCUCUCUGGCUUUGGAUGCUACAUGGAAGAGCUCAUUGAGAACUCCAGCGACUACGGUAUCUACAUUGUGGACCGGAGGAUGAAGGGCGUCGAGGAUUCUGUCAACCAGCUGUGUCAAUUCAUGUUUGAUUACUGUGGCAAGAGCCGGCGUCAACGUAUCAACCAGAGAAACCGUACUGAGCGACUCAGCGACCUGCUUGACUGGAAGCGCAUGGGUAUGGAGUAUAUCAAGGCCCGCCAGCUCGCCCUCCGACGAGCAUACCCCAACUCGUUCCACGGAGACGAGGAAGAAGAGGAGCUGGAGGACUUUAUCCGUGGGCCGGAGCAGAAGAUCUCCAGGCCAUUCUCCGUCCCUGGUUCGCCUCGCGAUCGGACUGGCAUGAUGACCCCUGGAGACUUUGCCAGCUUGCAGGAAGGGCGAGAAGGCUUGAGCACGGAGGAUUACGUUGCCUGGAAGCUGCCUGAGGAGGAGGACCCCGAGGAGUAUCCCUUCUCGUUGACCCUUCGGACAAAGCAGCCCGGCCCUGUGAGCCCAGAGACUCAGGCCACUCUCAACGGUAACUAAAAGAACUUAGCAAAUCAAGGCGUUUUUUUCUCAAGGUAGCAUCCAUUUGCGUCCACAGCCAGCAUUGCGUCGGAUCGGGGACGUUGUACGUGUGAUUUCUCGUUCGUGUCGAAUCUAUGAUAUAUGGUUUUUGUCUCUUCCAGGACUGCGUCCGAGGUGCCAUGGGAGUAGCAGGUUGGGUAAAGGUGGGACAGGAGAAGGAAACCAGGCGGAAAAGAAAAGGCGCGGGUUAUUGAAGCUGCUGCGGUUAUCGAGGGAACUUAUC
Molecule: messenger RNA, 2869 nt
Organism: Trichoderma reesei QM6a
Lineage: Eukaryota; Fungi; Ascomycota; Sordariomycetes; Hypocreales; Hypocreaceae
Gene: gys1
Product: glycogen synthase 1
Exons: 5
Coding region: 484-2604 (706 amino acids)
Biological process (GO): glycogen biosynthetic process
Cellular component (GO): cytoplasm
Molecular function (GO): alpha-1,4-glucan glucosyltransferase (UDP-glucose donor) activity
Source: RefSeq, a predicted model, not a curated record